Messenger RNA from Emiliania huxleyi CCMP1516, 929 nucleotides. RefSeq lists its product as hypothetical. The transcript has 2 exons. NCBI's taxonomy places the organism in Eukaryota, Haptophyta, Isochrysidales, Noelaerhabdaceae. The record is from RefSeq and is a predicted model, not a curated record. The annotation marks the transcript as partial.
CGCCAUCACCGCCUCCGGGCAGUUGCACUGCGGCAUCGGACUGUGCAAGCGGAAUGUGCUUCUGGGAUGACAACCGGAACGGCUGGUAUUGCUGGUCGAAGCACCCACGCGGCACUUGCUGCCGCUGGGUCUUGGACCCUAACCACGUGUGGUCGUGCCAGUACUGCGCCAACGGCAACCAGUGGUCCCUUGUUGGCGGCGAAGGCGAAGGCGCCAACGUCGUCAAAUACGACAUGCGGUACUGCGGGUCGUCGCGCGUGUGCAACUAAAAGUGGUUGCUUGGCGCGCGGCUACAAUUUGGUAACCCAAUUCCCAGCCGUUCGAAGCUCUACCACGAACUUCGAGCCGUUCUUAAACUUUGGAUAUUGGCAAUGCCACAAGAGACAAGGGUUGGGCGUGCUCCUCACUCCCUUCGUUGCGUUCCUUUGGCACGGGCGCUUCAUGUAACAUGCUGAGGCUUGCUCCGCCUCCGAGGAGCCUUACAGACCGUAAUUAAUCACAGGCCUUCUCCGCCUGCCGAGACGUCGGAUAGGCAUCACCACAGUCCAAUGCACGAGGGCGUCUCUGUUCCUCUUCUCUUUUUCGGCCCCUUAAAUCGGUCAUUUUCCUCGGCCUUUUCCUCGGCGAUUCCUUGUCGGUGGCCUUCUCCUCGGCCCCGAUUCCUUGUUCACGGUGCUCUGAUUCUUGUGCUGAUACUUGCGUCCGAGACUGCUUGUGUUAGUCCUCUGGGUCUUCUUUUGUCCUCGGCGUCCUGUCUCGAUGCGAGUUGUUCCCCUUUGGUUUGGACCUCUUGUAUCCCCUUUUAGUACAGCAGUGGCGGUCCGCUCCGUUCGGUGGGUUCGGGAAGGGGGUCGGCGAGAUCCGAGAUCCCCUGCGGCGAACGUGUGCUGCAGAACAAGCUAGCGUGGGCCCAGUACCUCGACGUACGU